UUCUUUUCUUUUUCUCGUCGGCUCACUUACACUGCACCCUCAGGCAGAUAAUCUUACUUGCUAACCCCCUGGGUUUGUCCAUCGUUGCGACAUCUCUCAAUACGCGACUAGUCGUCAUCUCUUCUUCGACACUGCCAUUUCUCAUCCGACCUCCGAUCCUUCGUCCUUUUGGAAAAUGGAUUCCGCCGACGCUUCUCCCGCUGGCUCCCCCCCGCCUCAGGCGCUCGCCGUGGCCCCUACCCCGCCGACUGCGUCGUCUACUGACCUGCGGAACAUUGUCCGCCGCAAACUAACCGGGUACGUUGGUUUUGCCAACCUUCCCAACCAGUGGCACCGCAAGAGCGUCCGCAAGGGCUUCAACUUCAAUGUCAUGGUCGUCGGUGAAUCCGGCCUUGGCAAGUCGACCCUCGUCAAUACGCUCUUCAACACUUCGCUGUACCCCCCUAAGGAGCGCAAGGGCCCUAGCCUCGACAUUGUUCCGAAGACCGUCUCUAUUCAGUCUAUCAGCGCUGAUAUCGAGGAGGCUGGUGUCCGCCUGCGUCUGACCGUCGUCGACACUCCCGGCUUCGGUGAUUUUGUUAACAACGACGAGUCGUGGCGCCCUAUCGUCGACAACAUUGAACAGCGCUACGAUGCCUAUCUCGACGCCGAGAACAAGGUCAACCGGAUGAACAUUGUCGACAAUCGUAUCCACGCCUGCGUGUUUUUCAUUCAGCCUACUGGCCACUCCCUCAAGCCUCUGGACAUCGAGGUUAUGCGUCGCCUUCACACCAAGGUCAACCUGAUCCCCGUCAUUGCCAAGGCUGAUACCCUUACCGACGAGGAGAUUAGCAGCUUCAAGGCUCGGAUUUUGGCCGACAUCAAGUACCAUGGUAUUCAGAUCUUUGAGGGUCCGCGGUACGAGCUGGACGACGAAGAGACCAUUGCCGAGAACAACGAGAUCAUGUCUAAGGUCCCCUUCGCUGUUGUCGGUGCUGGUAACGAGGUCACCACGCCCGAUGGCCGCAAGGUCCGCGGUCGUGCCUACCCCUGGGGCAUCAUCGAGGUCGACAAUGAGGAACACUGCGACUUUGUCAAGCUGCGCCAGAUGCUUAUCCGCACCCACAUGGAGGAGCUCAAGGAGCACACCAACAACAUCCUGUACGAGAACUACCGUACCGACAAGCUGAUCGCCAUGGGCGUGUCUCAGGACCCCAGCGUCUUCAAGGAGGUCAACCCUGCCGUCAAGCAGGAGGAGGAGCGUGCCCUCCACGAGCAGAAGCUUGCCAAGAUGGAGGCCGAGAUGAAGAUGGUGUUCCAGCAGAAGGUGACCGAGAAGGAGAGCAAGCUCAAGCAGAGCGAAGAAGAGCUAUACGCCCGCCAUCGCGAGAUGAAGGAGCAGCUAGAACGCCAACGGAUGGACCUCGAGGAGAAGAAGCAGCGCAUCGAAAGCGGUCGGCCCAUGGAUGGCAAGGAGGGCAAGAAGCGGGGAGGCUUCUCACUCCGUUGAGGGAUUAUCGGCACCUCUUUGGCGACGGCCGAUGGCUCCUAGCCCGAUUUGCCUUUCUUUUUCUACGACCAUGUUUGAGUACCCCAUGAUGCCCAUACACUUACAGCUCAACGCGUUUCUUUGUUUUUAUUAU
Molecule: messenger RNA, 1622 nt
Organism: Sodiomyces alkalinus F11
Lineage: Eukaryota; Fungi; Ascomycota; Sordariomycetes; Glomerellales; Plectosphaerellaceae
Product: Septin
Exons: 6
Coding region: 176-1489 (437 amino acids)
Biological process (GO): cytoskeleton-dependent cytokinesis
Cellular component (GO): cytosol; septin complex; microtubule cytoskeleton
Molecular function (GO): GTPase activity; molecular adaptor activity; GTP binding
Source: RefSeq, a predicted model, not a curated record